Molecule: messenger RNA, 648 nt
Organism: Microthlaspi erraticum
Lineage: Eukaryota; Viridiplantae; Streptophyta; Magnoliopsida; Brassicales; Brassicaceae
Source: the annotation of a GenBank genome assembly
AUGACAUUGAUAGCUCGUGUCACUGACGGGUUACCUCUAGCAGAGGGGCUCGAUGAUGGACGUGACUUACCAGAUUCUGACAUGUAUAAGCAACAGGUCAAGGCUCUGUUUAAGAAUCUCUCCCAAGGUCAUAAUGAAGCUUCGAGAAUGUCGGUCGAAACAGGCCCCUACCUUUUCCAUUACAUCAUAGAAGCACGUGUCUGCUACUUGACAAUGUGCGACCGCUCAUACCCAAAGAAACUUGCUUUUCAAUACCUGGAAGAUCUCAAGAAUGAAUUUGAACGUGUCAACGGGCCUCAGAUUGAAACAGCUGCUCGACCUUAUGCCUUCAUUAAAUUCGAUACCUUUAUUCAGAAAACCAAGAAGCUGUACCAAGACACUCGUACACAACGAAAUAUCGCCAAGUUGAAUGAUGAACUCUAUGAGGUUCAUCAAAUCAUGACCCGGAAUGUGCAGGAAGUCUUAGGUGUUGGUGAAAAGCUAGAGCAGGUGAGCGAGAUGUCGAGCCGGCUAACAUCUGAAUCUCGUAUAUAUGCUGAUAAGGCUAAAGAUUUGAACCGUCAGGCUUUGAUUCGGAAAUGGGCACCAGUGGCGAUUGUGUUCGGGGUUGUUUUCCUACUUUUCUGGGUCAAGACCAAGCUUUGGUAA